CUGCGCGCCCCCGCGGAGCCGCCGGGCCCGGCCGCGCGGCGCGGGGGGGACGCGCCGCCACCGCCGCAGGAUGAGCGGCGCUGCCCGCGCGGGACCCGGGGAUUUUCUCUGGCUUUGAACAGCCAUGCUACUCUGUUGCCAAAAAUCAAGUAAACCGAAUGUGCGCAGUUACUCUCCUCUUGAAUUUGAAGAAGGUGGUAGCUCUGUAUAGUGCCGGAAGUUUCUAAAUGAUUUUAGCAGUGGAAGUUACAAACUUCAGAGAUCUAAAGAAAUCAUCAUGAAGCUAUAUGUAUUUUUGGUCAACACUGGAACUACCCUUACGUUUGAUACUGAACUUGCUGUACAAAAUGUGGCUGAUCUGAAACAUGCAAUUCAAACAAAGUACAAGAUUGCCAUUCAGCACCAAGUACUGGUUGUGAAUGGAGGAGAGUGUAUGGCACCAGACAGAAGAGUGUGUAGUUACAGUGCUGGAACAGACACCAACCCAAUUUUUUUAUUCAACAAAGAAAUGAUCUUGUGUGAACGUCCACCAGCUAUCCCCAAAACCACAUUUUCAGCAGAGAAUGAGAUGGAAUUGAAAGUAGAAGAAUCUCUUAUGAUGCCUGCAGUGUUUCAUACAGUAGCAUCACGAACACAGCUUGCUGUGGAAAUGUAUGAGGUUGCCAAGAAGCUUUGCUCCUUUUGUGAAGGUCUUGUACAUGAUGAACAUCUUCAGCAUCAAGGCUGGGCUGCCAUAAUGGCCAACUUGGAAGAUUGUACAUACUCUUAUCAAAAGCUGCUUUUCAAGUUUGAAAAUGUGUAUUCAAGCUAUUUGCAGUCCAUAGAUGAUAUCAAAUUGAAACUUACACACUUGGGUUCUGCUGUUUCUAUCAUGGCCAAGAUACCACUGCUGGAGUGCCUGACAAGACACAGUUACAGAGAGUGUUUAGGAAGACUGGAUUCUUCACCUGAACACGGAGGAGCAGAAAGUGAAGAAACUGAGGAUGGGAAAUCUGCUGAAUUGGUGCUUUAUCCUGAUAUAUCUAAAGUGAACAGUAAAUCAAUGUUAGCGUCAUUUUGCAAGUCAGUUGAACAUUCAGCUUUGGAAGGCACAGAGCCUGAAAAUGUAAAAGAUGAUAAGGAAUCUGGUCAAAGUGCUACUGUCCAGGACAAUGAAAUGUCAGUAGAAUUGAAAGAUGAUGAUCAGCCUUCCUUCAAUGUGUCUUUGUUAGACUGGAUAAAUGUUCAAGAUAGACCUAAUGAUGUUGAAUCCCUGGUCAGAAAAUGUUUUGAUUCUAUGAGCAGGCUUGAUCCAAGGAUCAUCCAACCCUUUCUGGCAGAAUGUCGCCAAACUAUCGCCAAACUAGAUAAUCAGAACAUGAAGGCUAUUAAAGGUCUUGAGGAUAGACUCUAUGCAUUGGACCAGAUGAUAGCAAGCUGCAGCAGACUGGUGAAUGAACAAAAAGAACUUGCUCAGGGAUUUUUGGCAAAUCAGAAGAGAGCUGAGAACUUGAAAGAUCCUUCUGUGCUACCUGAUUUGUGUUUGAGUCAUGCAAAUCAGCUGAUGAUUAUGUUAACUAAUCACAGAAAACUGUUAGAUAUUAAACAGAAAUGUACCACUGCCAAACAGGAGCUUGCAAAUAAUCUGCAAGUCAGACUGAAGUGGUGUUGUUUUGUAAUGCUUCAUGCUGACCAAGAUGGAGAGAAACUACAAGCACUGCUUCGUCUUGUAACAGAGCUCCUAGAAAGGGUCAAAGUUGUAGAGGCUCUCAGCACUGUUCCUCAGAUGUACUGUUUAGCUGUUGUUGAGGUUGUGAGGAGAAAAAUGUUCAUAAAACACUACAGGGAGUGGGCGGGUGCUUUAAUAAAAGAUGGGAAACAUCUGUAUGAAGCUGAAAAGGCAAAAAGGGAAUCUUUCGGUAAACUCUUUAGGAAGUCCUUUCUAAGGAAUCGUUUGUUUAGAGGACUUGACUCCUGGCCUCCAUCCUUUUGUACACGAAAACCUCGCAGAUUUGACAGUGAGCUUCCAGAUAUCUCAUUGAGUGACUUGCAGUUUUUGCAGUCUUUCUGUCCUUCAGAAGUACAGCCAUUACUCAGGGUUCCCAUACUAUGUGACUUUGAACCUCUUCACCAGCAUGUACGUGCUCUACAUAACCUGGUCAAGGCAGCACAGAGUUUGGAUGAAAUGUCACAAACCAUUACAGACCUGCUGAAUGAACAAAAGGCCUCCAAUAGUCAAGCAUCGCCACAAUCUGCUACCACACCAAGGAUGGAAAGUACUACAGGAACCGCAAUUGCUACCUCUUCAAGAACUCCUCCAUCACUCAGUCUUCAGGGUCCCCUGUGUCCUCCUGUGUGUCCCCCAGCUCCAUUAGAAGAAUUGUCUCCAGACAGCAUUGAUGCUCAUACGUUUGAUUUUGAAACCAUUGCCCAUCCGAACUUGGAGCAAGCUCUUAAGCAAGGAUCAUUAGACUUGGAUUCAUUAGCAGAAAGUCCAGAAUCUGACUUUAUGUCAGCAGUAAAUGAAUUUGUAAUAGAAGAAAAUCCAGUGUCUCCUAAUGUAAUAAGUGACCCACAAAGCCCGGAAAUGAUGGUGGAAUCUCUUUAUUCUUCAGUUAUCAAUGCAAUAGACAGUAGACGUAUGCAAGAUACAAGUUCUUGUGUAAAGGAUGUUUCAGCAGAAAAUGCUUCUCUCAGUGUUUGUGUGGAGAAGUGUAGGGUUAUUGCUCAAGACUCAAAGAUACAUUUAAGAGGUAUAAAGGAAGAUCUCUGCCAUUUCAGAACACUUGUACAAAAAGAACAGUGUGACUUUUCUAAUUCUUUAAAAUGUACUUCCUUAGAAAUAGUAAAUACAAUUGAGAAGGUAAAACUUUCACUUGAAAAAACACUAAAUGAUAAACAUCAAAAUGAAUUACAAUGUUUGAAAAGUGAAUAUGAAACUAAAAUUAAUAAAUUAUUGGAGGAUGGUGAAGAAAAUAAAAAGAAAAUCAAAAAGUUAAAAGGUGACCUGUUAGGCCUUGAGGAAGUUCUUCAGACUAAGAACAAUGAAUUUGCAAUAGUAAAGAAUGAGAAAGAAGCUGUCGUUUGCCUUCAGAAUGAAAAAGACCAGAAAUUACUUGAAUUGGAAUGCCAAAUGGAGACACAAAAUUCUGAAAUUAAGGAACUAAGACAGUCACGUGAAAUAGUACUUGAAGACUUGAAAAAACUUCAUGUUGAAAACAAGGAGAAACUACAACUCCUGAGGGCAGAACUUGAGAGUUUAGAGCAAAGCCAUUUAAAAGAACUGGAAAGCAACCUACAAGCCAGGCAUUUACAGGAAUUUGAGAAGGUCGUAGCUGAGCACAAGGACUGUUUGGAUAAAUUAAAAAAAGAGAACCAGCAUAGACUUGAACAAAUGCAGGAAUCUCAUGAAGUAGUUAUGCAAGAGAAACAACAACAAGUAGAAGAGUUACAGCUCAAGGUUUCAGAUCUGUCUGAUUUGAGGUGCAAAUUAGAAGUUGAACUUGCCCUGAAAGAGGCAGAAACUGAUGAAAUGAAGCUUCUUUUGGAAGAAAGCAGAAACCAGCAACAAGAGACCUUAAGAUCUCAAAUUGACAAGGAAACUGAAAGCUUAAAAAAGGAGAUAGAUAAAUUAAACAAUAAAAUACAAAUUAGCAGUGAUGAAUAUCAAGUGGGCUUAUCAGAACUAAGGACUCUGAUGACAAUUGAGAAAGAUCAGUGUAUUUCUGAGCUAGUAAAUAGAUAUGAAGAAGAAUCAAAUUUGCUUAGAACUGAAUUAAAUAAAGUAACGCUUCUUCAUCAAAAAACUGCUGAGGCAGGAAAAAGACUUUCAGAGCAAAUAACAGAACUACAAAGUAAGUUAGAGUUGGAAACGAGUGCCCUAGAGAAGGAAAAAACAGAAAAGUUGUCUCUCUGUGAGCAGCAGGAAAAAUACGAAGCUAUUAUCCAUAAGCUAAAGGAAGAGAAAGAACUGUUAGUAUCUAACCAAGAGCAAGACAGGCAGUUGCUCAUUCAGAAGCUCAAUUGUGAAAAAGAGGAUGCAGUACAAACUGCUUGUAAAGAGUUUGAAUUACAGAGGGAAGCAGCUGAAAAAGGGCUUUUGGACAGAAUACAACAACUUGAGAUGCAAGUGAAUCGGAGUCCUCCUGCUGAAUCAACUGCUGAAUCAAGCUUAGUUGCUGAACUUCAGGAGAAGCUUCAGGAAGAAAAAAUGAAGUUCUUAGAGCAACUUGAAGAACAAGAGAAAAGAAAGAAUGAAGAAAUGCAGAACAUCAGGACAUCUCUCACUGCAGAGCAGCAGACCAACUUUAACACUGUUCUGGCAAGAGAGAAAAUGAAAAAAGAAAACAUAAUUAAUGAUCUUAGUGACAAAUUAAAAGUGCUUACACAACAGCAAGAAAAAGAUAAGGAUUUGAUUGAAACACUUUCUGAAGAUCGUGCUCGCUUACUUGAAGAGAAGAAGCAGCUUGAAGAAGAAGUUAAUAAACUGAGAAGUAGUAAUUUUUCUCCAUCAGCCUACUUGGCAGCAGUGUCAGAAGCUUGUGGAGCCUGUGCAGCUGAUGUGCCCACUGACACAGACAGAUUGGUUGCUGAUUUUGGGGCUGAAGGAAGAAUGGACUCCACGAUGGAAACCAGUAUGAUGGCUGUGCAUGAAAAUGUCCAUAUGUCUGAAGAGAAGCAGAGGAUAAUGUUGUUAGAAAGAACUUUGCAGUUGAAAGAAGAAGAAAAUAAGAGAUUAAAUCAAAGAUUGAUGUCCCAAAGUAUGUCAUCAGUAUCCUCAAGACAUUCUGAAAAAAUAGCAAUUAGAGAUUUUCAGGUUGGCGAUUUGGUUCUUAUUAUCUUGGACGAAAGGCAUGACAACUAUGUGUUGUUUACUGUUAGUCCAACCUUGUAUUUCUUGCACUCAGAGUCCCUUGCUGCAUUGGAUCUCAAACCAGGUGAGUGUGCAUCAGGUGCAUCUAGGAGACCUUGGGUGCUAGGAAAAGUGAUGGAAAAGGAAUACUGCCAGGCAAAAAAGGCACAAAACAGAUUCAAAGUUCCUUUGGGUACAAAAUUCUACAGAGUGAAAGCAGUACCAUGGAACAAGAAAGUAUAACAAAACAAAGUUUUAGUUCAUUCUGUUUCCGUUCUUUUUUUGACUCAUCCUUCAGUGCUCGUUCAUCGCUCCCAAUACCAGGCCAUCUUUUUAUACUGAGGUCAUGUGACAAGAUACGUCAUUGAUGUACUGCUUUUACUUUUUAACAGGUGACAUUUUAGAAACAAGAAAUUCAUCA
Messenger RNA from Corvus hawaiiensis (hawaiian crow), 5252 nucleotides. It is a transcript of the gene RB1CC1, whose product is annotated as RB1 inducible coiled-coil 1. Gene Ontology annotation, biological process: glycophagy; reticulophagy; piecemeal microautophagy of the nucleus. NCBI's taxonomy places the organism in Eukaryota, Metazoa, Chordata, Aves, Passeriformes, Corvidae. The record is from RefSeq and is a predicted model, not a curated record. Gene Ontology annotation, cellular component: extrinsic component of membrane; Atg1/ULK1 kinase complex; phagophore assembly site membrane. Gene Ontology annotation, molecular function: protein kinase binding; molecular adaptor activity. The coding region runs from base 278 to 5074 and encodes 1598 amino acids. The transcript is spliced from 24 exons.